AUGCGUUGCAUUCCGAACAUGGCAAGCGAGAAGGACCUGGACCAGAUCUGGACUUGGAACGAGACAGUUCCCGUGGCUUCAGAGCGCUGCGUCCACGACAUCGUCAGCGAGGUAUGCAGGAAGCAGCCGUCUGCUAUAGCGGUGUCGGCAUGGGACGGCGACUGGUCGUAUCAGCAGUUGGAUCUCUACUCCUCUCGACUGGCACACAGCAUACAGCGAACUGGGAUUCUGCUCGAACCUAAUGAUGUGGUAGCCCUAUGCUUUGAGAAAUCAAAAUGGGUUCCAAUUAUAGCUCUGGCAGUGAUGAAGUCUGGCGCUGCAUCAAUUCUUCUCGACUGCAAAGUCCCACCACCAUUCCUGCAAAAGAUUACACAGAAGGCUAGUCCGGUCCUGCUGAUUUCCUCGACCAAACAUUCUCAGCUGGCGGAGCGCCUCGCAGCAGGGCGACCUACAAUACAACUCAAGUCGGACUUGAUUGCAGGACUAGAGAACAGUGAUUUCGAUCACAAGAACCUUCCUUUGGUCCAUUGCCGCGAUGCUCUAUACGUGGUCUCCACCUCAGGAACCACAGGCAUGCCGAAAGCGGUUGUCAUUUCCCACACGAACUUCAGCUCCGCGAUACAUCAUCAACAGCAGAUGCAUAACUUUACAUCGCGGUCUCGCAUCUAUGAUUUCUCGUCAUAUGGAUUUGAUGCAUCAUGGUCCAACUGUCUCCAUGCCUUCACAAGCGGGGCUUGUCUAUGUAUACCUUCGGACUUCGAACGGGAAAACGACCUAUCGGGGUCCAUUCUAAAGUACAGCACCACCAUCGUUGAUCUGACCCCGAGCGUGGCAAGGCUUCUAUCGGUAGAGGCUAUCUGUAGCCUGGAAACACUGAUCGUUGCUGGUGAAGCUGUGCUAGAAGCCGACGUCCUUCGUUGGCAGGCCCAAGUCAAAUUGAUCAACGUCUACGGUCCGUGUGAGUGCACACCGACUGCUACAAUAGUUGCAUUGGAUCAGACACAGCGAUUCGAGGGCGCUAUUGGUCCUGGAUAUGGCGUCAACUGCUGGGUUGUGCAGCCCGAUGACACGGACGUGCUCGUGCCUGUAGGUGGGACCGGCGAGCUACUUCUUGAAGGGCCUCUACUCGGACAGGGAUAUCUUGGAGAACCUGAGCUCACCAACUCAAGUUUUAUAAAGGGUCCAUCGUGGCUUUCAGAUGGACACAACGGCUGCGUCGGACGUCAGACACGGCUGUACAAGACUGGCGACCUCGUACGACAAAAGGCUGACGGCAGCCUCGACUUCAUCGGCCGCAAAGACACUCAAAUCAAGCUCAAUGGCAUACGGACAGAGCUCGGCGAGAUAGAACAUCACAUUCGACAUGCGGCUCCCGAAAGCACGGGUGUAGUCGUACAAGCGGCCAAACAUCAGGACGGCGACAAAGCCAUCUUAACAGCGUUUGUUGAACUUGAUACUAUCACGAUUCCCGGUCUGGAGACGUUGCUGGCACCCGCCCAUGCCAGACUCAUGCAUCCGUCGCUGGUAAGCAAAUUGCGCACAGAGCUGAACGAAAGCUUGCCGCGACACAUGGUGCCGACUCGAUUCGUCAUGUUUCGCGCCUUCCCUCUGACGCCAUCUGGCAAGAUCGACAGGAAAAGGAUGCUUGAGCAGUUCAAGGCUAUCACGAAGCACGAAUUUGUGGAUCCGAUGUCUCGUGGAGAGCUCUCGCAGCAGCAUUGGAGCGACACAGAGCGGUCACUUCGAAACAUCUGGUCCGGCAUCCUGGGUGUGGCUAAAUCGAGAAUUUCAAAGACAGACAACUUUUUCGAACUUGGAGGCGACUCUUUGAUGGCCAUGGCUGUCAUCAAGGCGGCGCAAGACGUCGGUCUCUACCUCGAUAUUACCAUGAUCUUCACAUUUCCCGUACUGGAGAACCUAGCGAGUGAAUCCACCGCCAACACGCAGCGUACCAGGAAAAGUGAAACGGAGCGCCCUACAGACAAUGUUCUGGAUGAUAAUAGAGUAAAGGAGCAAGUGGCAUCGAUAUGCGCUACUCGACCCGAGAUCAUCACUGCUGUGUACCCAUGCACGCCUCUUCAAGAAGGGCUACUUGCUCUGACUGGACAAGACCCAGAAGCCUACAUUAAUCGCGUAGCUCUACGUCUGGGCCCUGAGGUCGACAGUGAACUUGUGCAAAGAAGCUGGAACGAAGUCGUGGCAGCCACUCCUAUUCUCCAGACACGCAUUGUACAGCUUCCCAAAUACGGAUUGCUGCAGGCUGUCAUCCGUGAAGAGAUCCAAUGGCACUUCGCCUCUAAUCUCGAGGAUUACUUUCAAGAUGACAAGCUGAGAUAUAUGGGACUCGGAACACCACUGCUUCAUGCAGGGCUAGUGACAGUGUCCGACUCCUGCAUCUACUUUGUGUACACCAUGCAUCACGCUCUUUACGAUGGAUGGUCAAUUGGGCUGAUCUACGAGCGUUUAACACGCGCCCUGCGUGGCAACAGUCUGGCACUGCCGCCGCCUUUCCAACUCUUCGUUGAGAACACAGUCAGUGCCACGAAGGUGGCAGCACCCGCAUUCUGGGCGGGUCGCAUGAAAGGCUUCGCGGGUGAGGUCUUCCCUCCUCUUCCAGGGCCAAACCAUCGGGCUGCAGCAAAGCAAUGCUUGCGCCAGACGGUUGAGGAUCUUGGGUGGCGUAAUCAGCAGUUUACCCCCACAACAUACAUCCGAGCUGGCUGGGCCCUGACAGUCUCAAGAUACACGUGCGAGGACGACGUGGUCUUCGGGGUCAUUACAAAUGGUCGAAGUGCCACGGUUGAAGGAAUUCGCGAGAUCAUAGGGCCGACCAUUGCGACGAUCCCCUUUCGCGUCAACACCUACAAGGGUACGAGCUCAAUCCAGCAAUUGCUGCAAUGUAUACAGGACGAUGGCACGGCAAUGAUACGUCACGAGCAGUUUGGCUUACAGCGCAUCCGACGUGUCAACAAAGACACGGAAAAGGCAUGUCAGUUUCAGACCCUACUCGUGGUAGAAACAUCCUCUGGUCUUCCAGAAGAAAUGUUUGAGCCGAGCCUUCUACAAACUUUGGAUGGAGAUGAAGUCGCAGAGGAAGGAGAGACACAAGCUUUUGAUACAUAUGGCCUGUGUCUGACUUGUACAGUUACAGGCAGCACCGUCCACCUCAGCCUCGAGUUCGACGAGGCUAUGCUCGAUCUGGACCAGGCAAGGCGUAUGCUCGAACAGCUCGAACACGCCCUACGUCAGCUGUGUGACCAAGAAAGAAAGAGACUCCAUAUUCGAGACCUGCCGGUGCUGAGUGAUGCCGACAAGAAAUUACUCGUUGCCUGGAACUCGCAAGUACUCGGGACCUCCACAAUUUGUGCGCACGAUCUUGUUACGAAGACAGCAUGCCUCUACCCAGACCAAACAGCUGUUUCCGCAUGGGAUGGCGAAUGGACUUACAGUGAAAUCGAUCAGCUAUCGACCGGUCUUGCUCGAUACCUGAUGCGGUGUGGAGUAGUCUACAAGUCAAAAGUCGCUUUGAUGCUCGAGAAGUCGAAAUGGACGCCCAUUGCACAACUUGCUGUAAUGAAAGCGGGAGCCGCAUCACUAUCGCUAGAUAUUGGCGCAGAGCAGAGUGCACGUACAUCUGCGAUACUGUCGAAGGUGCAACCCACGGCUCUGCUGACAUUCGCGGCCAACCAGCUCCCGGCCCUGGAUCUACCACCAUCUUGCCAACACAUUCCCCUUUCAGCUGCUCAGAUACUUAAUCCAGUGCAAACGCCAGACAUUGAGCUUCCAACAGUAGGGGCCGAAGAUACACUCUAUAUCAUCUUCACAUCAGGAAGCACUGGCACGCCAAAAGGUGUCGUUGUGACACAUGCUAAUUUCACUAGUGCCAUUAAGUAUCAGCAGGCCGCCCACGGCUUUCGACCUCUAUGUCGUGUAUUGGACUUCGCUGCGUAUGCUUUUGACGUAGCAUGGUCGAAUCUGCUCCAUACCUUCACUGUCGGCGGCUGCUUGUGCAUUCCUUCCGAGACCGAGAGACGAGAGCGGCUCGAAGAAUGCUUUGCUCGGUACAAUAUCUCUCACGCAGACCUGACACCCUCUGUUGCUAGAUUGCUACCAUUGUCGACUAUUGCCACCCUGGACACACUUGUUCUGGGAGGUGAAGAACUGCGACCUGAAGAUGCAGCACGAUGGGCACCCUUGACAACCUUGAUUAAUCCAUACGGGCCCAGCGAAUGUACACCUACAGCGACAAUUGCCUGUUUUGAUCAGCAGAUCGAGACGGACCACCAGGUCCACAUCGGUAAAGGCUACGGAGUCAACACAUGGAUCGUGAACCCUGAUGAUACGGCUUGUCUGAUGCCAAUCGGAAGUGUUGGAGAGCUCUUGCUUCAGGGGCCCAUUGUUGGUGCAGGAUAUUUGAAUGACGAGGAAUUGACAAACAAAGCAUGGAUUCCAGCACCCUCGUGGCUUACCGAGAUCUGCGCCCAUCCAACAGCUGCAGCAGCUGGGAGGUCCAGGAUCUACAGAACUGGGGAUCUCGUUCGAUACGAUCCAACGAAUGGCAAUGUGUUAUUUGUCGGGCGAAAAGACAGUCAAGCUAAGAUUCAUGGCCAAAGAGUUGACUUGGGCGAGAUCGAAAAUGCCUUGUCUAAGCAACCCUCCGUAGAACAGGUGGUGUGCGUGCUGGUUGACCAAGGCCUGUUGAGGGGCAAACUCGUGGCUAUCGUCACGUUAGAAGACGUGUUUGACCAUCGUCAGGCAAGCUUUCAGCUAUUGGACGAAAGACAUUAUGAAAUCGCCCGAUGUCGACUUAGAGCCAUGCAAGAGACAGCUAGGAAUACACUGCCAUUACACAUGGUUCCCUCGUACUGGAUUCCGCUCUACACUUUCCCCACGAACACAUCCGGCAAGACUGAUCGUAAAGCUCUGGCGACCUGGAUCCGGGGGCUGGAUAAGGCUUCGAGUACCAAGAUUUUGGCCUUGAUGAGAGAUCAUAAUGUCCGCAAGCCUGUGGGGGCCAGAGAGGAUUUGCUUCGAGAAGCAUGUGGCCAAAUAUUGAACGUCUCUUCCGAUGAGAUUGAUCUCGAAGCUUCCUUCAUGGCCAAUGGUGGCGACUCUAUCACGGCAAUGCAGCUCGUGUCGCAUUGUCGGAACGUGAACAUCUCGAUAAAAGCACCGGACAUUAUGAAGUGCGAGCGCCUUUCUGAUCUCAGUUUUGCUGAGCCUAGUUCAAAAAGCCAGUAUCAUUUGACUGUGCAAGCGACUUCCUUUGAUACUUGGUAUGAGCUCUCUCCCAUCCAGAGAUGGUACUUUGAACUUCUACCGCCAGGUAGCGUGGACCUAGCGGAGCAUCACUAUCAUCAAGGCUUUCAGGUUACCUUGGGGCGGUCCAUAAGCAAUGAGUCUGUUUCUGCUGCCACAAAGCAUAUCGUGAAGCAGCAUGAGAUGUUGCGAGCGCGAUUCCAGCACGUUCAAGGACAGUGGAAGCAAAAGAUCCUGUCGCCAGAUGAGUCAAAAGCUUAUGAGUUCAAAAUCUGUAAGGCUUCAUCCGAGGACGACCUCCGAAAACUGAAUCGAGACCAGCAUCAGACACUUAGCCCGAUCAACGGACCAGUGUUUUCCGUGGUUCUUGUCCUGAUGCCGGAACAGAAAAGCCACAUCCUCUUCCAUGCACAUCAUCUUGUGAUCGACCUAGUCUCUUGGCGAAUCAUACUAGCCGAUCUGGAAGGCUUGCUUAUGGGCUGUCAUUCUUCACCGCCACCGCUGUCGUUUCUGGCUUGGAACCAGCUCCAGAUUGAGAAAUCGUUCACCUCUGAGCUCCAUCCGAGUAGGGUGCUUCCGCCGGAACAGCACACUGCAAAUUAUUUGAGCUUCUGGAAGUUCGAUGAGGCGAGUAUGCCAAAUCGAGAGGCCGACCACGAGCAUCUCGAAACACACCUCAACGACAAAACUACUGCGUGGUUGUUCAAUGAUGCAAAUGCCGCACUCAAUACAGUACCUGUCGAGAUUAUGUUCUCUGCAAUAUGGCAUGCAUUUUUCCGCACUUUUCCGGAACGACAGGAUCUCACAAUCUUCAAAGAGGCUCAUGGGCGUGAGACAUGGAGAGCCGAUAUGGACCUUUCUCGGACGGUAGGGUGGUUCACCACUAUGAGUCCUCUCUCUGUGUCAAGAGACAGUACUGGUAACGUCACUGCCCUCGUACGCACUGUUAAAGAUAGAUAUCGACAACUUGCUGCAGGCGGGUGGGCUUACUGGGCGUCCCGACACCUGAACCCCGAUGGCAUCGAGCAAUUUGGGGUUCACGGUCCGGUUCAUGAAGUUGAGGUCAACUACAACGGUCGAUUCCAACAGCUAGAACGUGAAGAUGGCCUUUUCCAGCCGCUGGACCUCCCUCUCGGAGCGGAGACGGGCGAGAAGCUGCCAGCAGGAGCUCUGUUCCGUAUCGAGAUCAAGGUCGAGGGCGGAACAGCCACCUUUGAGUUUGGAUGGAACCGACAUCUCGCGUAUCAGGACAGGAUUCGCGACUGGGCGGCGAACAUCGCAUCGUCUAUGGCUCAAAUAUGCUCGGAAUUGGUCGAAAUCGAAAAGCCAUGCCUCAGUCUAUGCGACUUUCCGUAUCUCGGUAUGAACUAUGGUUCGCUGGACAGAUUGUGUUCGAAUCUGUUACCUGCCUUGGAACAUGCCAACGACGCGGAGAUCGAAGAUGUGCUGCCGUGCUCUCCUUUGGUGGACGGGAUCCUGAUCCAUCAGCUGAGAUCGCCGGCAACCUACAUGACUUCGGACACCUAUCUCAUCAGUCCUGCGCAGUCUGCCCCGAAACCGGUCAGUUUGAAACGACUCGCUGAAGCCUGGCAGCAAGUGAUUGUUGCUCAACCGUCGUUGCGAAGUGUGUUCAUCAAUAGCGUCGACAUAUCUUGUGCUUUCAACCAAGUCGUCCUCAAAUCCUGCAACGCCGACAUCAUCGUACGGUCUGCCGAAAGUCGUGCUUUAGCAGAUCGCACCCUUGCUAGUAUGCCAGAGCUGGUCUCUAACGGGUGCACUCCACCGCACAGACUGACGCUGUGUAGAGUCAAGGACAGCCCGGAUGUCUUGUGUCGGAUAGAUAUGAGCCAUGCUAUCACGGACGGUGGCUCUAGCGGCAUACUCCUGGACCACUGGUCAUCGACGUACAAUCGUUUGGAUGACCCCAAGCACGAUAUUGCGAAGACUUGUCCGAACUUCGCUAGCCAUCUCAUCCGCGUAAGAGACUCCGAGGCCAAGACCAGCUACUGGCAGGACAAGCUGCAAGGGCUACAACCUUGUCUUUUCCCGCAGCUUGAGAGCUUACAACCUCAUGAUGUGCAGAGAUACAACACCGAGUUUGAAGCCGAUCAUGCUUCUGCAGUACACGAUUUCUGUACAAGGCAUGGCACUACCGCCGCCGGCCUCUUUCAAACUGCUUGGGCCUGCGUCUUGUCCUCGUAUACCAAGUCUCACGAUGUUUGCUUCGGUUAUCUUGCUUCUGGUCGAGAUCUGGACAUUCCAGGCUUACAAGAUGCCGUUGGUGCGUAUACAAAUAUGUUAGUCUGUCGAGUUGACACCUCGGGCGCCAGAGAUGCAGUCUUCGUCCGCAGCGUACAUCAGCAAAUGCUCAAGGACCUGGACUUUCAACAUGUCUCUCUAGCUGAGGUUCAGCAUUUGACCUCAGCAGGCCCCGGGCGACCUCUGUUCAACAGUAUCGUCAGCUUUCAGCAUGCCGCAAAUGUGAGCCAGAUAGUGGAUCAUCGAUCUGCGGACUUUGAGGCGCCGGUCGAGCACGGUGCUUUAGCAUUCAAGCUUCUUACUGUCAAAGAUCCAUCCGAGUUUGACCUUUGCGUGGGGAUCUCCUACUCGCGGACACAUGUCGGUGUUUGUCUAGAGUACCGAUCGGACUGCAUCUCAGAAGAUGCAGCGCGUAAAGUGAUAGUAGAUCUGGAAGACACCGUGGUCGCGAUCAUGGGCGCUGUUCGUAAGUGA
Molecule: messenger RNA, 7992 nt
Organism: Fulvia fulva
Lineage: Eukaryota; Fungi; Ascomycota; Dothideomycetes; Mycosphaerellales; Mycosphaerellaceae
Product: Nonribosomal peptide synthetase dtxS1
Exons: 3
Coding region: 1-7992 (2663 amino acids)
Biological process (GO): secondary metabolite biosynthetic process; amino acid activation for nonribosomal peptide biosynthetic process
Cellular component (GO): cytoplasm
Molecular function (GO): phosphopantetheine binding; catalytic activity
Source: RefSeq, a predicted model, not a curated record